CCUCUCCCUCACCACCGCGGCUGAUUACGAUAAGCGUACAUGUGCGGAGUUUGUGCACGGCUUCCGACACCCUCGAAUACAUUUAUGAGCCUCUUUAGCUCUUCAAGACCCGUCAAUCACUCACUUUCCUGACCUCACGAUGCCGCCGAAGCGCAACACCGAGGACGUCCAGACACUGAAGGAGAAGCUCCACAACACAAAUGCCCGCGGACGUCGCACUGGAGGCACACACCCAACCAAUGGAAGCAGUCUGAAAGAGGUCGACAAUGCGUCUACCAACAGUGGUCAGACGUCAAAUGACCUCGACACCUCGAAUAUGAAAUGGACGUCUCAAGAGCCUGCCGUUCUCCAGGGCUACCGACGAGCCUACCGCCUCGACACGCCGUCGACCUUCAAGAACCCACUCAGCCACGUUGUGCUCCAUCAGGGCAUAGGACGCAUGUCGCCGACCAUGGCACGCGCCAAAUCGAAACGACGAGUACACAAAGAUCAGCUGGCAAUGGCUGUAAGGAAGAACUUCAAUGCUCUUGGAGUCACCGAGAGCGACGUCAUUGUGGACUGGCUGUAUAAGACGAAACACCAGGACAAGGAGUUUCGCGUACGAUUCACGCCGCAACGCAAGUGAGCUCGAGUCUGCUCACACCACGCACACACACCUUCGCUUCGCAUUCGAAACUUUACGUCGAUACCCAGUCGUGGCACGAUAGCCAGCGACCACUAGAUAUAAUG
Messenger RNA from Macroventuria anomochaeta, 729 nucleotides. RefSeq lists its product as uncharacterized. Gene Ontology annotation, biological process: regulation of DNA-templated transcription. The record is from RefSeq and is a predicted model, not a curated record. Gene Ontology annotation, cellular component: histone deacetylase complex. Lineage: Eukaryota; Fungi; Ascomycota; Dothideomycetes; Pleosporales; Didymellaceae. The transcript has 3 exons. Bases 140 to 625 code for a protein of 161 amino acids. Gene Ontology annotation, molecular function: transcription coregulator activity.